This is a messenger RNA of Dictyostelium purpureum, 2556 nucleotides long. RefSeq lists its product as uncharacterized. Gene Ontology annotation, biological process: proteolysis. Gene Ontology annotation, molecular function: serine-type endopeptidase activity. Lineage: Eukaryota; Evosea; Eumycetozoa; Dictyosteliales; Dictyosteliaceae. The transcript is spliced from 4 exons. The coding region runs from base 1 to 2556 and encodes 851 amino acids. The record is from RefSeq and is a predicted model, not a curated record.
AUGAUAAUUAAUAGUAUAAAGCAUAGCAAAAAAUUUAUAAAAAAUUAUUGCUUACUAUAUAAUAAUAAUAAUAAUAAUCAUUUACGACAUAUUACUACCUUUACAAAUCAGAAUCGUUCAAUUAAUAAAUUAAUUACUAAUGAUAAAAUAUCCAAUAAAUAUGAAUUAAAUAAAAGAGAAUAUUCAAUAAACCCAAAUGAAAUAAAAGAUUAUAUUAGCGAUUUAAAAGAAGAUUUAAUUGAAAAGUUUGGAAAGUUCGAUAGGGAUAAAGUUGAUAGAGAAUAUAUCUUAAAUAAAGAAGAUAUUAAUUAUUAUUUGGACCAGAUCCCAAAUAACGAAAGCAAAAAGUUAAAGAAUAUUUCACCUCCAUUAGCACAACCAAAAGAAUAUCAAUUUGAAAUUCAUAAUACAGUUAUAGAGGAUCCAUACCAUUGGCUUCAAAAUUUUAAUGACCCAAAUGUGCAAGAAUACAUCCACCAAGAGAACAACUAUGCAGAAUCUUACCAAAAUAUUCACUUAAAAAAAUUAUCAAGAAAAAUAAGAACAAUAUAUAAAAGAGUUUUUGUAGAUCAUCCAAUUGACUCGGAAAUCAUUAAUGGUCAUAAAUUCAUUGUUAAAAAUAAAACAUUAUAUAGACAAAGAAUAUCAGAUGGUAGAACUCAACGUUUAUUAAUAGAUGGGGAUAGUAUUGGUAGUGGGUAUACUAUCCUUUUAAAGGAUGUUAUAUCUUUCAAGUUCUCCGAAGAUGAUGGAUUAUUUGCCUUUGUAAUGGAGGUUGAUAGUAGUGAAAAAAAGAUUUGUGUAGUUAAGAAGUUAUCAGAAUACCACUCACCCCUAUUAGAUAUCAUCGAAAAUGUAACCUCAAUAGAAUGGGGUAAAGAAAAUGAUCUAUACUAUACACAACCUGACGAAAAAAGCCAUAGACCACAUAAAUUAUUUAAAAAAUUAAUAUUUGGUAGCGCAUUUUUAAAUGAUGAGGCUGAUAACCCUCCAUUGUUAAUUAUGGAUGAACCUAAUCCCUCAAAUUUUUUAGAUAUAGUAAAAUCAAAAGAUAAUCAAUUUCUUUUCUAUUGUUCAAAUAAUAAGGCAUCAAACUUAGUAUAUUAUAUAAAUUUAGAAAAAGAAAAAAAUAUUACAGCAGAGUCACACAAAGUUAUGUUAUCAAGAGUUGAGGGUUUGGAAUACUACGCAGAACAUAAUAAUGACCAAUUUAUAAUAUUUGCUAAUGCAAAUAAAGGUGAUUUAAAUAUUUAUACAGCUAGGGAUACAAUUGAAAAUGGUGGAUUAAAUGAUUUAGAGUUAUUGGUAGCAUCAGAAAAUGGUUGUGUUAUAAGAGAUGUCGACAUGUAUCAAGAUUAUUUGGUCCUUUUAGAACAAAAUUACUUAACACCAAGAAUUCGAAUUAUAAAUAAGAAUCAUCAAACUGGUCAUUUUGAUCCUACCAACGAAAAAAUUGUAAAGUUCCCACAAGAAAUUAUUCAAAUUUCAUUAGGUGUAAAUAUUAAUUAUAAUGCAGAUGAUGAAUUUUCAUUGACCUAUACAACCCCUGUCGAAAAUGUCACCCCAGCCAAAGUAUCCUUACAGGAUGGCAGUAUAACAAUCCUUCCAGGUUCAAAAGAAAGAGGCCCAUUGGUUUUAAAUCCUAGUAAUUAUGUUACCAAAAUUCUAUGGGUUCCUUCAAAAUCAGAUCCAUCAAUUAAAAUACCACUUUCGAUUGCAUAUCACAAAGAUUUGAAGUUAGAUGGAAAGAACCCAUGCAUUCUUCAUGGAUAUGGAUCAUAUGGUAAUAUUAACGAAUUAACCCAUAGUUUAGAGGAUAUAUUCUUUUUAAAUGGCGGAAUGAUUGUUGCUAAAGCUCAUGUUAGAGGUGGGGGUGAAUUGGGCAGAGCAUGGUAUAAAGAUGGUAAACUUUUAAAUAAAAAGAACUCAUUCAAAGAUUAUAUAGAUUGUGUCGAAUAUCUAUUUGAACAUGGUUAUACCAGUCCAGAGUAUUUAAUUGGUAAAGGGUCAAGUGCAGGCGGUUUAUUAAUGUGUAAUGUAUCAUUAACACAUCCACAUUACUUUAGUGCAAUCAUAUCAAGAGUACCAUUUGUAGAUAUUAUAACCGCAAUGAUGGACGAAGAGUUACCGUUAACAAUUCACGAAUUUGAUGAAUGGGGCAACGUUAAUAAAGAUAAAGAAGCUUUCGAAUAUAUUAAAGAAUAUGACCCAUACCUCUUAAUUGAUACUUUUGAUGUAUCAAAAUUCAAAUCCUUCCCAGAUCUUUACGUUACUGGUUCAUCAUCCGAUUUUCGUGUUCCAUUUUGGCAACCAUUAAAAUGGGUUGCUAAACUAAGAAAUUAUUUUAAUAAUUAUAACAAUAACAAUAACAAUAAUAAUAAUAUCAAACCAUUAAUAUUUUUAAAUAUUGAUGAUGGAUCUGGUCAUUUUGGUCCCAAUGAUCGUGAUUCUUUAAUCAUCAAUUUUUCAAAAGAAAUUAGUUUUAUAUUUAAUUCAAUCAAAAAUUCAAUUAAAAGAAAAGAAAUCAAUGAUAAAUUAAACUUUAAAAAUAAAUAA